Molecule: messenger RNA, 450 nt
Organism: Lolium rigidum
Lineage: Eukaryota; Viridiplantae; Streptophyta; Magnoliopsida; Poales; Poaceae
Exons: 1
Coding region: 1-450 (149 amino acids)
Source: RefSeq, a predicted model, not a curated record
AUGGCUACCGGGGGCAAGUCGAAGGUGGCGGACGCGGCGCGGUGCAGGAGGCACCCGAGCCACCGGCAUGCGGCGGGCGUGUGCCCCUUCUGCCUCAGCGACCGGCUCUCCCGCCUCUCCGCCGCGGCUGCCAAGGCCGCCGCCGACGCGUCCUCCUCGUCGUCGGCGUCCUCGCCACGCUCGUCUGGGGACGUGAGCGUCGCGUCCGCGCCGCCGGCGUGCCGCGGGGCGAGGCGGGCGAGGCUGGGGAUGCUGAUGCGGCAGGAGGAGGCGGCCGCGGGUGACCGUCACGGCGGCCAGGAGAACGCCGAGGAGAAGAAGCCGGCCAAGAGGAGCAACUUCUGGGCGAGGCUGCAGCAGGGGAGGAGCUGGUACAGGAGGGACGGGUGCUCGCUGGCGCACUCCAAGGCGGCCGGCGACAAGACCGCCAAGCGGGCGCCGAUGUUCUGA